AUGCCAGACGUCGCCAGGCAGUCCUCGUCGUCCGACAGCGACACAACGCUCAACAGGCCUCGACGUCACGACGCGAGCGACGCGAGCGACGCAAUCGACGCAAUCGACUCGAUCGACGUGACCGACGAGACCGGGCAACCGGACAGACCAGAACCCGCCGGCCCAACGGACAGGAAAUUGGUCGUCCAGACGCCAAAAGACGCCGUGGCGCCAGUUGCCGUAUCAGUUGCCGUGGCAAUGACAUUGGCCGUCACCGUGGCGGGUCAACCGAAUCUCAACCCCAGCCAUCCUCAUGCGGUUAGUGCGGUUGGUUCCAUCCUUCUUACUCUCGCUCUCACGCCUACUCUGCUUCACGCCGAAGUCUGCCCUCUUAUCGCAUCUCGAUCUACAAGCCAUCCUCCAUAUUUCUCUCUCUCUCUCUCUCUUUCUCUCUCUUUCUCUCUCUUUCUCCCUCUUUCUCUCUCUCUCUCAUUCUGGGACUGA
Protopolystoma xenopodis is the source of this 483-nucleotide messenger RNA. The record is from the annotation of a GenBank genome assembly. Lineage: Eukaryota; Metazoa; Platyhelminthes; Monogenea; Polystomatidea; Polystomatidae.